AUGUUUGAGAGAGACAAAAUUGUGUUGUUUGAGAUAUCGACUAUUAUCGACGCCCCGAUGAAAUGGGACUGCACAAACCCGCAAGAAUUCUAUUUCAGAAGGUGUUCGUACCAUUCGGCUACUGAUAUGAACAUCCCUUUCAUUCCGAUUUCAUCGCCAUCAACAUCAAUGCCAUACCCUUCAUCAUUCCCAGACUCCUUCUUCAUCAAGCUGCAAAUCACGAAGGCAGUGACUGACUUCUGUCAACUCUCCAAACAAGUCACAACACUGCAAAUAUCACAUAACUAUAAGCCAUCAAUGGUAAUAGAAAGAUUCUUGAAAACAGUACAGAGAGUCAGAACAGACUUUGAAGUUAACAAUAAGAUCUUUUACUUGAAGACGGUCGGGUACGACGAAUACUUCUUCGACGACGUCCCAAUCGGGAAUUAUAAUUACAUUCGAGAAAUGUUGCGUCUCUCGAAGCCAAUCAAAGUGAUGUUGGUUCUUGAGGCUGGGGAUUUUGAGAAGAAGCUCGCGAUCAGACAAAAAAGCGAAGAGUUGGAGAAGAAUUGGGAGUUCGACCCAUUGCCUAUUGAGCUGCCGAAUUUGGACACCAUUCAGCCGCACUUUGUCAUCAAAAAGAAGUUUGGGAUCUUCCUUGAGUCCAUUGAAAUGUCUAACGAGGUAUUCCAGAGCAACACGAAUUAUGUCGUGUUGCUUGAAAUAUGUUUUGGUGGUGCCGUGUUGUGGACUGGACGGUCUCCUAUGGUCUGUCAUGUAUCAAACGACUCACUGAAGUACAAACAAAUUCUCUUAAAGACUUGGGUUAUGUUUGACGAGUGCCAGGUCUGCCGCAUACCAAAGGAAGCAUUACUUGUAUUCAAAAUAAUGGAAGUGGACAAGAACGCGAAGAUUAAGAGGGGCUUUUCGAACAAGGAUAACUGCCCACAAUGUCACUUACCAGCAUUCAAUACAAAAGGAAGAGGCCCGUCGUUCUUUUGUAGUUGUGGGCUUGAUUUGUCUCAAGAAGUCAUUGAGAGUGAAAGUAAUAUGAUGACGAUAAUUGGGUGGACAGACAUUUAUCUCUUUGAUUAUAGAAAGCUGAUGAUAUCAGGAAACUAUAACUUGGCUGUGAUGCUGCCGCCAGUCAUUCCAAUUGGUAUACCAGUCACCGAGUUUGGCAAUUUGAACCAAUUGAAUGGGAAGAUCUCAUUUUCUAUGCCACUUGGCCCAACAAUCAAAUUUGAUAAUAUCAAAGAGGAGGAAACUCUUCAAAACACAUUAACUGAAGACGAAAAGAAGAAGAUCAAUGUCUCAAUUUUAACGACAAAUCUCCUCAAAGAACUCACUGAAGAAGACAAAAAACUCAUUUGGAAAGGAAGGUGUUUUAUUCUCGAGGAAGAAAGUCUUCACCAACACCCAAGUUCAAUUGUUUUGUUGUGCCAAAGUGUCCCUUGGAAGGAGCCUAAAGAAGUUUCGAUAUUUGAGGAAAUCAUUAAAAAGUGGCCGAAAGUGACACACAUCAUUGCGAUGAGGCUAUUACAUUUCUCAUUUGCAAACACCUUCAUUCGACAAUACGCCGUGAGGUGUUUAAUGGAAUGCUCGGACGAACACUUGUCGACUAUUAUGAUGCAACUCAUUCAAUCACUCAAAUUCGAAGCAACGCCACUCUCAGAUCUUGCAAUUUUCUUAAUCCACAGAGCUCUGAACAAACGUUCGACAAUUGGACGUAUCUUUUUCUGGUUAAUUAAAAGUGAGUUGCACAUCCCUGAAACACAGAGACGAUUUGCUUUGUUGUUGGAGGCGUAUUUGAUGGUGUGUGGCGACCAACGUGUCUCAAUAAAGAAUCAAAUUGACUUGUGCAAGAAGUUAACAUCACUGUACACACAACAAAAUCAAAAUUGGAAGACCGACCAGAACCAAUUGAUUAGGGAGUUGGACAGCAUCAACCUCCCAAAAGUUGUUUACGUCCCGUUCAAACCGUCUCUCAAAUUCACAAAAAUCGUCUCGCUGAAGUGUAAAGUGCUCGACUCACUAAGAAAGCCAUUGUUCCUCACGUUUGAAAAUGAAGACCCUGUUGGUGACCCCAUUUACAUCAUCUUUAAAAAAGAUGACGACUUAAGACAAGACAUGUUUGCUUUGAAAGUGCUUGAAGUGAUGAAUCAGAUGUGGCAAAAUGAAGGAUAUGAUAUGAGACUCACAUGUUAUGAAUGCUUGGCUAUGGGAAAUGCAGUUGGAAUGAUCGAAGUAGUACUGCGCUCUGAAACUAUUGCUGCCAUUCAAAAGAAAAUGUAUGGAGGGAAUGUGAGUGCGGCUUUCCAAGAGGACCCACUCUUUAGGUGGCUGAAAGAGAAGAAUCCCGGGAAAGAAGAGAUGAGCAACGCACAACAAAAUUUUAUAUUUUCAUGUGCUGGAUAUUGUGUGGCAACGUAUGUACUUGGUGUUGGUGACCGACAUAACGACAACAUUCUCCUCACUCCGACAGGCCAUUUGGUUCAUAUUGACUUUGGUCACAUUCUUGGGAACGUUGAAAAGUUCAAGGGCUUCAAACGGGAGACAGCGCCGUUUGUGUUGACCAAAGAGUUUGUGUAUGUUAUGGGGGGUAAAAAUUCCGACGGGUUUAAGUUGUUUGUCAGUCUCUGUUGUGACACAUUCCUCAUCUUGAGAAAGAAUUUCCAUGGUCUGAUCAACUUAUUUACAAUGAUGCUGUCGACUGGAUUGCCAGAGUUGAGGAGAACAGACGAUAUGGAGUAUUUGUUGAACAGUUUGGUGCUUGAUCGAUCAGAAGCGGAUGCAAGAGCGUACUUUGAGAAGUUGAUCAAUGUGGCACUCGAGGCGUUGAUGACAAGAGUUAAUAAUGCGAUUCACAUUUUCGCACAUCCGGACGUCAAGGAAGAUGUGUAA
This is a messenger RNA of Entamoeba invadens IP1, 2883 nucleotides long. Its product is annotated as phosphatidylinositol 3-kinase, putative. The record is from RefSeq and is a predicted model, not a curated record. The transcript is spliced from 2 exons. NCBI's taxonomy places the organism in Eukaryota, Evosea, Mastigamoebida, Endamoebidae. Gene Ontology annotation, cellular component: phosphatidylinositol 3-kinase complex; plasma membrane; cytoplasm. Gene Ontology annotation, molecular function: 1-phosphatidylinositol-4-phosphate 3-kinase activity; 1-phosphatidylinositol-3-kinase activity. Gene Ontology annotation, biological process: phosphatidylinositol-3-phosphate biosynthetic process; phosphatidylinositol 3-kinase/protein kinase B signal transduction; phosphatidylinositol-mediated signaling. The annotation marks the transcript as partial.